CUUGAGUUAUGCGUUUACAGUCUUUGCCCUGUGCGCACGCAUUGGGCGCAGUCGUGCCAGGGUCACUCGGAUUAUGCUCGGCACAUCGUCUCUUAAAUAAACCGAGGAUUUUAACAGAGGCACGCAGACUUGAUAAUGAACUGGCAGUGGAGUGACAUGUAUUCCCAUCCGUUAUGGAUGGUUUCAGCGGCGAUCCUGGCCAUAAUUGUACGCGCGCAGCGGAAAGCACCGUGGAACCCGCGCGCUUGUCCCGUUAAGUUAAAAGGGAAAACUGCGAUUGUGACUGGAGCUAACACGGGUAUUGGGAAAUUCAUUGCCCUGGACUUUGCUCGUCGUGGGGCGCGGGUGAUCCUGGCGUGCCGGAGUGAGGCUCGUGGGACUGCAGCGCUACAAGAAAUCAGAGAAAGUACUGGGAACCAGAACGUACAUCUGCGUCUGCUUGACACCUCGUCGCUCGACUCUGUGCGGAAGUUUGCAGCACGGAUCGUGGAGGAAGAGAAGGAAUUACAUAUGCUGGUCAAUAACGCAGGGGCCUCAGGUGGAAUGCCCAUCUCUCUCUCUCUCCAUCUCUCAUAUAUUCAUUUGUAUGUCCAUACAAACCAAGGUUUGUUAAUACCUACAGGCCUACCGAGUAAGAUCACUGCAGAUGGGUUGGAAAUCACUUUUGCAACCAACCAUGUUGGGCCGUUUCUGCUCACCAGUUUGCUUUUAGACCUUUUGAAGGAAUCAGCUCCAGCUCGUAUCGUAAAUGUUUCGUCUAUGAAUCACUGGAAAGGUGAGGUAAACUUUCAUCAUUUCCGUGGUCACAAUCUAAAGCAUGUGAUGGAUGCUGCAUAUAACCAAACCAAGCUGCACAACGUCAUCUGGACCAACGAGUUGGCACGCAGGCUUCAGGGCACAGGUGUGACGGCAAACUCUGUGCAUCCAGGUGUAGUUAUGACAGACGUAAUGAGAAAUUACAACUUUAUUAUCCGAUUCCUCUUCAACUUGGUCGGCUUUUUCUUCUUCAAAGUGAGUUGACUAUCAAUCCUGUUC
Molecule: messenger RNA, 1035 nt
Organism: Sinocyclocheilus rhinocerous
Lineage: Eukaryota; Metazoa; Chordata; Actinopteri; Cypriniformes; Cyprinidae
Product: retinol dehydrogenase 12-like
Exons: 4
Coding region: 136-1020 (294 amino acids)
Source: RefSeq, a predicted model, not a curated record